Talaromyces rugulosus is the source of this 981-nucleotide messenger RNA. RefSeq lists its product as uncharacterized. Gene Ontology annotation, molecular function: methyltransferase activity. Bases 1 to 981 code for a protein of 326 amino acids. The transcript has 4 exons. Lineage: Eukaryota; Fungi; Ascomycota; Eurotiomycetes; Eurotiales; Trichocomaceae. The record is from RefSeq and is a predicted model, not a curated record.
AUGUGCUACUCCGAACUUACUAUCCAGCCGGAUGAACGCCUAGGCGAUGUCGACUCGUCGUACGGCGAUGACAGUGACAGCGAGUCGCAAACGACUUCAUUGAAAUCCUCCGUGACCAACUAUGUCUACGAGAACGGCCGCCGAUACCAUGCCUUCCGCCAGGGCUCAUACUGGGGCCCCAACGAUGACCUGGCCUGCGACAACCUCGACUUGUUCCACCAUCUUUUCACCCUCACACUCAACGGCAACCUCUUCCUGGCGCCAAUCUCACACCCCAACCGCGUACUCGACUUAGGCACAGGAACCGGCCUCUGGGCGAUAGACUUUGCGGACAUGUUUCCUGCAUCAUCUGUUAUCGCAACCGAUCUCUCACCCGUCCAGCCGACGUUAAUCCCGCCCAAUCUCGAGUUCCAGGUUGACGACUUUUGUCUCCCAUGGACCUUUACUAAGGAAAGCUUCGACUUUAUCCAUGCCCGGUCGAUUUACGGCUGCGUUGCCGAUAUCCCCGCCUUGUACGACCAAGUGAUGCAACACCUGACCCCCGGUGGUUGGUUCGAGCAGGCCGAAAUUAGCGUUGUGCCGCACUCAGAAGAUGGAAGUAUUGCAGGAACCUCGCUUGAACAAUGGGGUCCACUCGCCCUGGAAUGCGGCGUCAAGUUUGGCAAGUCAUUCAGUGUUGCCGAGGACACGGGCAAAUUAUUCCAGGAUGCCGGUUUUCAAAACAUCACCUACCGCACGUUCAAGUGGCCGAUCGGCCCGUGGCCUAAGGAUAAACGGUACAAGGAGAUCGGCAUGUAUAACCGAAUCGGAUGGGAAGAGGGACUAGAGGGCUGGGCUAUGUUUCUCUUCACUAAGUUUUUGGGGUGGUCACCAGAGGAAGUUCAGGUCUUGCUCGCCAAGAUUCGGUUAAAUCUGCGGGACAGAGCGAUACAUGGGUAUCAAUACAUCUCGAUAUGUUAUGGCCAGAAGCCGAUGCAAUGA